Molecule: messenger RNA, 1325 nt
Organism: Adelges cooleyi (spruce gall adelgid)
Lineage: Eukaryota; Metazoa; Arthropoda; Insecta; Hemiptera; Adelgidae
Gene: Rpp30
Product: ribonuclease P protein subunit p30
Exons: 8
Coding region: 167-970 (267 amino acids)
Biological process (GO): tRNA processing
Cellular component (GO): nucleolar ribonuclease P complex
Molecular function (GO): RNA binding
Source: RefSeq, a predicted model, not a curated record
CGUGGACACUGGACAUUAUAAUUUAUACUAUUCACACGAAACGACAUUAACCAUAUUUCUGAUUUCAAUUAUUUAAACUUUUUAUUUUUAUUUACUCAAUUGUAAUAACUGAUCAAUAAUAAAAUAGUUCUAACUUUAUGAUAUAUUUACAUGAGAACGAUUCAAAAUGAUACCGCCAAAAGGCUAUUGUGAUUUACGCGUCGAAAAAAUCAACAAAGAUAUAAUUAAUGCAUAUGUUGCACUCGGUUAUAAUAUGAUCGCUGUGAAUACCACGCUUGAUUCGUUCUCAUUAGACAGUGGUGUAUCGAAUAGAAAAAAACGUAAGAAACUCGAAAACACUGACAAUGAUAGUACUCAACAGGACUGUAUACCACCCAUUAAACCCAUAGAAAAUGAUUCAAAUUUAGUUAUACUUAAUCGGUUAACGAUAAAAUUGGCAAAUCCUGGACAAUUUCAAAAACUUUCGAGUUCAAAAAAUUUCAAAUCGUACGAUAUAAUGGCCGUAGAACCACUUAACGAACAAGUUUGUCAAGAAAUAAUUACUUCGCAACUAGUCGACAUAAUUGUGUGUAAUGUAAAAAAUGGCGUGAUCUCUGCCAAAGGCUAUAAAGUUGCAGUGGACAAAAAUAUACAUUUUGAACUUUGCUACGGACCCAUGGUCAACGGUUAUUUCAUGCGACAAGAUACCAUAACCCUUGCUCACAUGCUGCACAUGAAGGGAAAAUCAAAAAAUAUUAUCGUUUCGAGUGGAGCCAACGUGAAGACCGAUAUUCGCAAUCCGCAUGACAUCAUAAAUCUAGGAUUGCUGUUGGGCCUUUCGAACAAGCAGUCAAAGGACUCGGUUACUGAAAAUUGUCAUUUAGUUAUUCUGAAAAGCUAUGGAAGAAAGUUAGGAAAAUCGGCAAUAAAUGUUAUACCGAUCAAUGAUAGAGAACAGAAGACCGUACAAGCAUCCAAAGUUAAACUGUGAUAAUAAUUACAUUACGAGUAUUAUUGUAAUUAUUAAUGUUAUUAUCAGUAAUUAAUUGAUGAUCAUUUAUUAAUUAUUAACGUGUAAUAUUUCUCAGACGGCAUCAUCAGCUGGCAUGAAAUCAACAUCAGCAAACAUGUAUAAGUUUGAUGCCGCUGAUGUUGACAAACCGUAUUUAUUUUCUGUUAUUUCAAUCUAUAUACAAUGAUAAUAGAUAAAAUAAAUAUAUUUUUAAUUUUGAUAAUUAAAAAAGACUAAGUUUUUGAUGUUAGAUAUUGUAUACGCGUUUAAUUGUAUUAAAUAAUGUAUGCAUAUAUUUUACAAUGUGUUAUUAUAAUUUUUUUGUGUGUAUGUA